This is a messenger RNA of Cyclospora cayetanensis, 513 nucleotides long. RefSeq lists its product as uncharacterized. The record is from RefSeq and is a predicted model, not a curated record. The coding region runs from base 1 to 513 and encodes 170 amino acids. NCBI's taxonomy places the organism in Eukaryota, Apicomplexa, Conoidasida, Eucoccidiorida, Eimeriidae. The transcript has 3 exons.
AUGUCUAUUGUCAGAAAAGACUCCAAGCCCAUCGAGAAUGACGAGGAGGGGGCCUACCUAUCAUUUGACGCAGCCUCUCAGGGAGUGCUCGUUCUCACCUGGAGCAAGCACAGCGUUCCCAACGGACUGAUGCACUUCCGCCCCCGCAAGCCGGUGCCCUCGUUCAAGUUUACCACGAAUCAAGGCCGCACGGAGCUUAUUAGAGAUUGCCAAAAGGACACGAAGCGGUACUUCCAGGGAUACUGCGCGUUCCUCAAGGCUGUUCGAGCUUUCGAUGGCGAGGUUACGUUCAUUGACCCAUCAGGCCCUCUAAAGACGCAAGUGUGGCUGCACCGUUUUGAAGGUAAUGAAGUCAUUAAAAUGGAGAUUGGCCACGCGUAUGAGCUAAAUGGGGUGGACGCUGUUGCAAUAACUCCUUUCGACUACACCGCUCUCAAUGCAAAGACCCUAACGACCAGCCUCUUUCAGGAGAAAGCGGAGAGGUCCGGAGCGAGCAUGUUGUUUAUCUCGUGA